AUGCCUGCUGAAAACCAACGACAGUUCCAGAAAAAGCCGUCAGGUCUCGCGCCUCCCCAAUUAGGACAAAAACCGACCAUUUCGCCAAUACCAGAGGAGGGAUAUGACAGCCCCGCAGUUCACAAGGGAUCCUUCGCAUCCAGCAAAGUGGUCCCGUCGAGUUGGGGCUCUGCUCGAGCGGAGUCAGAAAUCUUGAGAACCUAUCUAGAAGCCGAGUCAGACGGCGAACACAGCCACAGGUCCCCUUCCGAUGAACGCAAUGUUUUCCCUGUAAGGCAAGCAAGCUUGGGCAAGAGAGGUAAACCGGUACUGCGCACUAUCCCAAUACCUAACGCGGACUCGCAAAUGCCACCUGCACAAGGGCCUGUGCCGAGGAUGGCUGUUAUGAAAGAAGCUCCUGGCCACCCAAAUGGUAGGAGCCGCUCGUUCUCAGCAUCCACCAUCUCUUCCCAUUCAACCUCGCGACAGGCACCGUUUAUGUUGGACCUUAGCUAUGAGCAUCUACCAACUCGCAUAAACAAUGACAUGGACGCAUCGGGGAAUGAGAUGGGGGUAUUUCCCAAAACCGCUCCUACAAUGAGUGAUAAACGGCCGGGAGGUCAUAGGCCCCCUCGUUUGGAUAUAGAAGCUGUUCGCGACGCAGAGAAACGAGGCAGUGUCACCAGUCUGCCAGACUUGAUCCGUCGUGCAACGCAACUGGCUUCGAAUCUAGAACAUGGCAGAACGGCAAGUAAAAAUAACCUCCUUGACUUUGAUGGAGGCCCCAAAUUUCCACGUGUUUCUGGCGACUCUGGCUGCACUACAGUGGAGAUCGGCAAAGGUUCCUCAUCCAAGAAUGCCACCAUGGGCACCGAUCUUCCACGGUUGUUUGACAGCGCGCAAAGAAACUUUAGCAUCCCACUGGAUUCGGUCACCAUAAUGGCUCUAUUCAGCCAGAAUAACGUCUCUUGCACCACCGAAAACACCCUUGUGGCCUUUAAAGAUGUGAACGCAAACUCUAAAAACCGCCGCGCCCUUCCAAUUGCACCUGGACCCCAGCUGUUAAGUCCAGAGAAAAUGUCCGAUCCUGAAUCACCCACCCCGACAACAUCUGAUGCGGGCACGCGCACGCUCGCUGCUCGAGGCGCUGCCGGCACAUUAAACGGCAUUGUCUUUGACACAUCAGUACCGAUAGGAAAUCAGCAAGACGGAUUGCCGACGGCGACGAAAACUAGCGCAGCAACCCACACCGGGACAUCCUCAGCCACAUCAAGUUCGACUCCCAAUUCGACAGGCGGCAAUUCGACGAGCGUCCCAGCAAAAGCCAUCGACUUCUCUCGCAUUGCUGUCCUAUACAUUUUCGAGAAGACCGGUACCUUCAGAGCAGCCACGUUUUCUGAAGACAGGGUCCAGACUUAUCUGCAGAAGUCGUAUCCCUAUUCAAAUAAGAAGACUUUUAGCAUCGACCUGACCGAUGCCGGCGUUAAAAGUACCUUUGCUUUGGACUUUGAUUGGUAUAAGAUUACUUUGCCGAAUGGGGACGUUAUAGGAGGUAGUUAA
Molecule: messenger RNA, 1539 nt
Organism: Aspergillus tanneri
Lineage: Eukaryota; Fungi; Ascomycota; Eurotiomycetes; Eurotiales; Aspergillaceae
Exons: 2
Coding region: 1-1539 (512 amino acids)
Source: RefSeq, a predicted model, not a curated record